AACCUUUGCGUGAUGUCAAGGAGAGUGGGGGUGGUCUGAACCGAGACUGGUUUAAACCUUUCUCCAUUUAUCACUCAUCAUUCAUCGCAUGAACUCUGACCAAGCACGUCCCCUGCAAUCCUUCACGAUGACCCAAUGUGUAACUAUCCACUGACCCUUCACUGAUCAUCCAGGAGCCACAUCACUGUGUGCGCUCCACCUCACGGCAUCAUGGGGGACGUAGUUCAAAUGCACUUCAGCACGGUGGAUUACGUGAUUUUCGUCUUGCUGCUAGUGGCCUCCGCUGGAAUCGGCCUUUACUACGCCUUGUCAGGGGGUCGCCAGAGUACCACACAGGAGUUUCUGCUGGCCGACCGCAGCAUGCGCUGCCUUCCGGUGUCUCUUUCACUACUGGCCACUUUUCAGUCAGCGGUGGCCAUCCUGGGCGCCCCAUCGGAGAUUUACACACAUGGCACGCAGUACUGGUUCCUGGGCUGCUCCUACUUCCUGGGCCUGCUCAUCCCUGCACACAUUUUCAUUCCGGUUUUCUAUCGGCUCCGCCUCAGCAGCGCCUAUGAGUAUCUGGAGCUUCGUUUUUGUAAAAGUGUUCGGAUAUGUGGCACUGCGACCUUCAUCUUUCAGAUGGUUAUCUAUAUGGGAGUCGUUCUGUAUGCUCCCGCACUUGCACUAAAUGCAGUAACAGGUUUUGACCUUUGGGGGGCAGUGCUAGCCAUGGGAUUGGUGAGCACGCUUUAUACUGCAUUGGGGGGUCUGAAAGCAGUGAUCUGGACAGACGUGUUCCAGACAAUCGUGAUGUUUGCGGGGCAGCUGGCAGUGAUCGUGGUGGGCACCCACCAGGCAGGUGGCAUCGCCGAAGUAUGGAGGAAAGCACAAAACGGCAGCCGUAUCUCAGGCCUUGACCUAAACCCUGACCCGUUAGAAAGGCACACGUUUUGGACUCUAGGAGUGGGGGGCGUUUUCCUCAUGCUGGCCCUGUAUGGAGUGAAUCAGGCGCAGGUCCAGAGAUAUCUCAGCUCCCGCUCAGAGAAAGAGGCCAUCAUGUCCUGCUAUGCGGUGUUUCCAUGCCAACAGGUUGUGCUCACAUUGGGCUGUCUAAUGGGUCUUGUUAUGUACGCUCGAUAUGGGGAGGAGAGCCCCCUGGAUAAGGGCUACGUCAAAACCAAUGACCAGAUGGUACUGUACUUUGUAAUGGAUGUGUUGAGAGAUCUUCCCGGUUUACCAGGACUAUUUGUUGCCUGCCUGUUUAGUGGAGCUCUCAGCACAAUCUCAUCUGCCUUCAACUCUCUGGCAACAGUUACCAUGGAGGACUUGAUCAAACCACAUGUCCCUGCCAUGACGGAGGCUCGUGCCACCCUGUUAUCAAAAAUGUUGGCGAUUGGCUAUGGGCUUGUGUGUCUAGCUAUGGCAUACCUCGCAUCCCUAAUGGGCUCUGUGCUGCAGGCGGCACUCAGUAUAUUUGGGAUGGUAGGAGGACCUCUUCUUGGCCUUUUCUGUCUUGGGAUGUUUUUUCCUUGGGCCAAUUCCACUGGUGCUCUGGUUGGACUGGCAUCAGGGCUGGUCAUGGCUUUCUGGAUCGGUAUCGGCAGUUUUGUUUCACGUAUGUCUCCACCUGGGAUAAAUGCCACCAUCAUGCCUGAUGUAGGAAACAUGACAACAGCUGUCAUGACGACGCUCAUCACAACUAAACCCAGGCCCUCUGGAGUUCAGGCUCUGUACUCUUUAUCAUACAUGUGGUACAGUGCUCAUAAUUCUACCACGGUUGUGGUGGUGGGACUACUGGUCAGCUUUCUCACUGGGCCAUGGAAGGAGAAGGACUUAAACCCAGGUACUAUUUACCCUGUUCUUGGCACUUUGCUGUUCUUUCUGCCAGAACGGUACAGGGAGAAACUCUGCUGUGUAACCCCACUGGAAGACAAGCCCAAAGGUCUGGACCUCCAGCCUUACCUGAUUGCCCAGAUAAAGAGCAACGGUGUUGCCUGCACUAGUGAAGAAGACAAGAUCAGGGAAGAGGAGGGAGAACAGAUAACCGCCCAGCCAACUUGUAACCUGGCCCAUAUGGUGCAGGAAACAGCCUUGUGAAAUCUCCUACACUAUGACAGACCUAAAGCACACUUAGUUUCCCACAGGCUCAAGGGGAAAAACAUCUGUUAGAAUGUCAACAGAUGCCAGCGAUGGAGGUGAGAGGUUGUCUUGUUUAUAUGUGAUACUUAAUGAUGUCAGUGGUCUGUCAUAAAAAUCGUAUUGUGUUUGAGAUCCUGUUGAACAAAUUGAGACGUGUUGAGCUGAUGUGAUCACCUAAAUCUUUUAGUUUACAUGUCCUAAAUUUAAUCUUAAGAUUACUCGUUUGAAAAUUGCUGGGUCGUGAUAUACGCGUCGCACACGCACAAAUCAAAGAGACCAUGCUGAACGGCGGGUUUAAGAUGGAGGGUUUAUUACGUACAAGAAAGACCACAGUUUGCACAAAUCUUUAGUCGUUAAAUGUCACUGCCAUUCAAGUUUCGGGGUUUCUCUCUCCCAAAGAUUUUGUUUCGUCCAAAGUUCACUACCAUUAGCCUUUCCAUUCUGUUUGCCUUUGAAAGCACUACAGAUGAGUUCACUAAACCGAGUUAAGUUUACAGCAAAUGAAGUAUGGCUGGUAUCGAAAAAUGUAAAUGUAGUGAACUUUCAACGUGUCAUCAACAGUGAAGAUGUGCCAUAUUGUGAUCAAACCAAUGAAUCUAAUGCAUGUUUAAUCUGUAGUUACCUCUUUGAAGCCCAUUGUUUGUGACAAGUGCCUCCUCAUAUGAAUGUAUGAUGUAGUUUUGUGACUGGAUUGCUUCUUUAGUUUGUCGUUUCGUAGUCUAAGCCAAAUGGAGAAUGGCCCUGACCAUGAUAAGAUGUUUUUUAAGCAUCUGGAUGCCCCUCUAUUUUAUUCCCAUGAUGCUUUGCAUUGUGAGAGCCUGGAUAACUAUACUUUAACAUCUCAAAAAAUUUAUAAUUAUGUUUGCCUAGAUUGCAUAUUAUUUUAAAAUAGAUCAAACCAUCUUGAUUCUGACCCUGAUAAGAUGGUUUUUAAGCAUCUGGAUGCCCCUCUAUUUAAUUCCCAUAAUGCUUUUCAUUGUUAGAGCAUGGCUAACUUUAGUUUAACAUCUUAAAAAAAUCUAUAUAUUGCAUAUUAUUUUGGUAUAGAUGAUUAUUUAGGAAACGGUCAUGUUUAGAAAUGUUCUUUAAAGGAACGCAUCGACUUUUUGGGACUUUAGCUUAUUCACCGUAUCCCUCAGAGUUAGAUAAGUCCAUACAUACCAUUUUUAUCUCUAUGCGUUCUGUAACUCUGUCAGACACACACACCGCUAGCCUAGCUUAGCACAAAGACUGGAAGUAAAUGGCUACAGCUAGCAUACUGCUCCCAAUAAGUGACAAAAUAACUCCAACAUUUUCCUAUUUAUGUGUUGUGAUUUGUAUAGUCACAGUGUGUAAAAAUAACAAGGUCACAUGAAACACAGCCAUCUUUUAACCGUAUACAUACUGGGAACUAUAUUCUCAGAAGGCAAAGCACUUCUACUUGGGCGGAGUGAUUUGCGCUGUGCUAAUCACUCCAUCCAAGUAGCAGUGCUUUGCUUUCUAAGAAUUUAGUUCCCAGUAUGUAUACGGUAGACUUAUCUAACUCUGAGUCUGGGGGAUACGUUACAUAAGCUAAAGUCUCAAAAAGUCGCUGUGUUCCUUUAAAGUUACAAUAGCCUAUGAUUCACGUAUUUGAUCUUAGAUUUAGUAGUAAAGAUGCUUGUUAUAGUAUCAAGAGUACUAUGAUGAAGACUAACUUCAUAGAAUUGAAACCUCAGUGCUGGUUACUGACCAUAAUUAGCAGUAUUAGCAUAUGAAUUGAUAUGGUUGCACUUGGGUACUUGUAAUUUGAUUCGUUUUUGAUGUUAUAGUGGCAUUUUCUGUGCUUUGCUGUCUAUUUCAAAUUCAAACCUCAGUCUAAGCCAUACCAUUUGUAGUUGCUAUAGGCUUCCUAGGUCCUUGUAUUGUGCCUAUACUGGAACGAGAACUUUCUCUCAACUGUCACAAUCUCACAAACAGAUAUUCUAUUAUAGUCUAUUAUAUUUUCAGGUUAUGUGCGCUCUGGCUGGGCCAACAGUUUGUGGAAGUCUUGCAGUUUUUGUUUGUUUGUUUAUUGUUGGUGUCUCAUCUUGGUCUGGUGACAGUUUUCAUCCUAUGUGGAAUCAUGAUCGUUUCAUGGUGACUUUAAAAUGAAUUUCUUAAGCAAACAUGCUGUUACACCACGCCUUGCUGUUGUUUCAACAACCUGCUUUUUUAAAAUAGCAUGCGAUGAUUAA
Molecule: messenger RNA, 4316 nt
Organism: Pimephales promelas (fathead minnow)
Lineage: Eukaryota; Metazoa; Chordata; Actinopteri; Cypriniformes; Leuciscidae
Gene: slc5a6a
Product: solute carrier family 5 member 6a
Biological process (GO): sodium ion transport; transmembrane transport
Cellular component (GO): membrane
Molecular function (GO): symporter activity
Source: RefSeq, a predicted model, not a curated record